Molecule: messenger RNA, 795 nt
Organism: Rotaria sp. Silwood2
Lineage: Eukaryota; Metazoa; Rotifera; Eurotatoria; Philodinida; Philodinidae
Source: the annotation of a GenBank genome assembly
AUGCCAUUAUUAGAAUAUCUAAAUAUUUCAAGAGGUCUUCAAUUUGAUUCAGUAUCAUCUGCUGACAUAGGUCAUCUUCAUGGUCGUGUUAAUCAUCUAAAAUAUCUAAAUGUAUCUGAUUGUAUGGUUAAUACGGACAAUUUGAUGGAUGUCAUUGCAUAUAUGAUCAACUUGCGAAGUUUAACAGUCUCUGUAUAUGAAAAUUCCGAUAUAAUCGAUGCUUCUCGUUGGAAACACCUAAUCACAUCUUCAUUAUCACAUUUAACUGUGUUUCGAUUUAGAUUUGGUACUUUUGAUCGAAAUGAAAUAAUUAGAAAGUAUGAAGAUUUUCAAACGAAUUUUUGGAUCAAAGAACAUCAAUGGUAUACAGAAUGUUUAUUAGGAGACCAAAUUUUAUCACAAAUUUUCACAAUUCCUUAUCUAAAUGACACAAGACUGAUGGGAUUAAAAUAUGUUCGACACUUUAAUACACGAAUUGACGAUUCAAAGACGUUCGAUAAUGUUACAGAUUUACAUUUACCAGGCAAAGAACUGAUGACAUCAAGUGGCUUUUAUUUUCCUAAUAUCCGAUCGUUGGUUAUUCAUUCUUUACCUGUAUUUGCUAAUGAAAGUGAUGAACAAAUAUUCAUCAGAUCUCUGAAAAGAAUAAUGAAUUUGUCAAAUGUAAAACAUUUAGAAAUUCCAUUAUGUUCUCAAACAACAAGACCAACAAUUUUGUUAGAAAUUCUCAAAGAAGCACCAAACUUAUCAUCCCUCAAUAUUUACAACUGUGCUGUAGAUAUAUUGAAAACNUGA